Messenger RNA from Truncatella angustata, 1479 nucleotides. RefSeq lists its product as uncharacterized. NCBI's taxonomy places the organism in Eukaryota, Fungi, Ascomycota, Sordariomycetes, Amphisphaeriales, Sporocadaceae. Gene Ontology annotation, molecular function: FAD binding. The record is from RefSeq and is a predicted model, not a curated record. The transcript is spliced from 3 exons. Bases 1 to 1479 code for a protein of 492 amino acids.
AUGGCGCCACUCAAAGUGCUAAUUAGCGGUGGAGGCAUCGCUGGCAACGCACUUGCCUUCUGGCUCUCAAACCUCGGCCACGCUGUCACCGUCGUAGAGAGGUUCCCAACACUCCGGGCCACGGGUCUACAGAUUGAUCUCCGCGGCCACGGCGUCGAAGUGCUGAAGCGGAUGGGCCUCGAGCAGUCCUACCGCUCCGUGUCGCCCCCCGAGCAAGGCCUCCAGAUGGUAGACAGGUCCGGACGCCGGCGGGCAUACUUUCCUGCCAACCGCUCCGGCGAGGGCCUGCAGAGUUUCACGACGGACUGGGAGAUCAUGAGGGGCGAUCUGUGCAGGCUCAUGUAUGACGAAACCAAGGAGCGGGCGAAAUACGUCUUCGGCGCCUCGAUCGAAAGCAUAAAGCAGGAGGGCCUCGGCGGCGGCUCCGUGGAGGUCCGCUUCGCGGACGGUAGAACCGAGCUGUUUGACCUCGUGGUCGGCGCCGAUGGGCAGGGGUCCCGCACUCGCAAGUUGAUGCUCGGCGCAGAGACCGAGGACAAAUUUUUUCCCAUCACUGGCCAAUAUGUGGCCUACUUCACGAUCCCGCGGCCCAUCGAGGAGGGGGAGGAGUAUAUGGCGACGCAGUACCUGGCCACCAACCACCGCGGGGUCAUGCUCCGAAGGUCCCAUCCGGACAAAGUCCAGGUGUACGUCGGCUGCACGGACCGCUCCGAGCCGCUCAAGCACAUCCGCCGCGGUGAUGUCGGGGCCGAGAAGGAGGCGCUGGCGAAGAUCAUGCGCGGCGCUGGGUGGCAGACGGACGAGAUUGUCCGGGCCAUGAUGACAGCCGACGAUUUCUACUGCGAGCGCAUGGGCCUGGUCAAGCUAGAAUCCUGGUCAAAGGGUCAUGUCGCACUCGUCGGCGAUGCUGCUUAUUGCCCUUCAGCGAACACAGGCAUGGGCACAACUUCCGCUUUGGUCGGCGCCUAUAUCCUGGCCGGUGAGAUCGGGAGGCAUUGCGGAAAGGCUGCUAAUGCUGAUGUAGGCGACGGGGUUGCGGCUGCACUGAAGGCAUACGACCAGAAGUUCAGACCGUUUAUGGACCAAGUACAAAAAGGAAUUCUAGAGGGAGAUUCGGGCAUGGUAUACCCGUCCUCGGCGUUUGGUAUUGCCGUUGCACAUUUGUUUCUUGGCCUCGCUUCGUUCUUCAAAUUACCGAUAUUCGGGUGGUUCCUCAAAGAGGAGGUGAAGGACUGGGAUCUCCCAGACUAUCCGGAGAUGAUAUUUUAUCAUUUUGAUUGGUCGACCUUAUACUGCUACGAAGCAGGGCUCUAUACGUGUAUCUCCCAUGGUGUCGCCCAGAAGAGCACCGGUGUAGCUGCCUUGCAUGAAAAGACCACAAACUGCCGGGCAACUCUGCAUAUUGAGGUUAAGCAAGUACUGUUCGAGAUCAACACAUCUCAUAAUUAUUCCCACCCCGAACCGUCGCAACUUUCCUGA